AGAGCGACUGCCAUUCAGAGCGAGUUUAACAUGACAUCCUUUACAAAGAGAGAGGAGGAGCGCCAUGACAAUUACCAAAGGAGCAUGUACGAGAAUCUACAACACAAUCAGCAAAGGAGAAUGCAGUUGCAGAAUGAUCUUCAAUCACAUCAGCGAAAUCAUCGCCUUAGCAAGGCUGCCUGGCUGCAGGGCCGCUGGUUGGAGAUCAGUGAGCAGGAGCGCAGGGCUCAGAUACACAACCAAAAGCUGUUGCAGGACUUUCAGAGAGCACAAGACACGCUCAAUGACAUGGUGGCCCGCACCGAAGCCAUGAACACUAUACGGGUUCAGUAUGAACAGUAUCUGGAAGAGAGCUUCCCACGAUGGCAACAAAGACUCAAAGACAUAAGAGUUUCUGAGUCAAAGCAGAUAAAGCAGCACUUAAAGAGCUAUAUUCAGCAGAUGGAGGAGGGCAAAGGUAUCAAGGCUGAACACAGGUCUGACUUUAGAGGCCACCGUCUGUCCUCCAAUUCUCCAGAACCACCUCAGCCUUCUCACACCAUGCCAAACACUCAUCAGACAGCAAAAGACAUCAAGCAAAAUGCUGAAAGAUGCAACCAUCAUCCUUACGUUCCUCCCACUUGGUUAAGUGGCUCACAGCCUUUUAUUUCUGGACUCCCCCAAAACAAUUUCCCAAAGGAUUACAAAAACCUUCAAAACAUUCAAGCCUUGAAUCAUCCCUUGCCACCCUACUAUUCUUUACCUGGACAUCAGUCACAUUCUCCAGUCCAGCAAAAGCCACCAUCAGUGGACCAUCUGUGGGCCGGUAUUACGCCUACAGCUCACUUCACUCCUGCUGGUGCUUCCUGGCCACGACUUCCUGUGCUGAACCCCAUGGCAUGGGGUAUGAUGGAUGUACCAGACCCCAGUGAGGAAAGAAUCCAAUGCAGUGAGACAGACAAGGAAAAGGUGACAAAAGAAACAUUAAAACCAAAUGAGGAGAGCUGCCAGAGACCAAAACACAGGAGAAAUGUGAAAGAGAGUGAUCGGUCUUGUGAGCUUGACUGUAGACCAGUGCGUCUAUCAACCAACCAUGAAGAAAGUAGUGAAGGCUGUGCUGUGUCCUCUGAAGUCAUGGUUUCUGGGGUGCAAAAACGGAGAAAGAAAAGAAACGGGACCAAAUCAAACUCUACAGAAAAUAGGAACGAAUCUCAAGACUCUUCCGCUAUGUCACAAGAUGCUUCAGAUAGCCACUCAGACACAAAAAUCAAUAAACCACAACAAAAACCAUCUAAGAAGUGUAACAGCAAAGAAUCCAUUAUCACUGAAAAGAAUGUUGAUGCAGUGAAACAAGAUGAAGACGAACCAGAUGAAAGCAGGAGCCAAGAAGUUUCUCAGAGUAGUAUCAGCUCUGAAAAGAAAGAUGGAUCUGAAGGACUCAACGUUAGACAGGAAGAUGAUUCCGAAAGAGAUGAUGACAGUCAAGACAUCAUUGUUGCAGAGGAGAAAACAAGUCACAGAGAAGCUGAAGAUUCUGAAGGAGAUGAUGAAAGUCAUGACAUAAUUGUUGCAGAAGAGAAAACAAGUCAAAGAGAAGUUGAAGAUGAAGAAGAGGAUGAGGAAAGCGCAGAUGGAGAUGAGAAAGCAGGAUUAAUUGGUGAAGCACAGGGAGGUGAUGAAGAAGAGAGUGAGAAAGUGAUGGGAAAGAGAGAUGAGACUGAGCCCAGUGAUGAGCCAGAAAUGGAAGGAGAUGUUCCAGAGGACAUUCCAGAUAGUGGAGAUGAAGGAGAGACAACGGAGGAAGAGGAGAGAGACAAGAGUUUUUAUGAAAAGGAGACUGAAAAGACUCAAGGACGUGUAGAAGAUGAGAGAGAAAUUCAGAACAGUCUUGAGGAGUCUGAGGAGGAAGAAGUUUACUAUCAAGAAAUAGAAGAUGAUGAGGAGGAAGAUGAUGAGGUUGUGAUUGAGAAAGCAUACCCCUGGUCAAGAGACCCUUUGGAUGAUCAUACGAAAUGCCCUGAUGAUGACGAUGAUGAUAUUGAAGGUCUUCUCAACCCUGUCAAUGCACAAACACAGCAGCAGGAUGAGGAGACAGACCAAUCAAAUGAUCAACACUCUGGUUCAGAGGAGGAAAAUCUACCACAGAAGAACCAUCCUGCAGCUACAAAUGAGAUAGUAGAGUCUGAUGAUGAGUUUGACCACUUCUAUGAUUAAACCAGAAACUAGAACAGAAAGAUGGAAAACAAUGGAAAGAGAAAACCAACAAUGGAUGAAUACGCUAGACAGAAGCUGCAAUAAUGUGAUGCUUUCAUAAAAUGAGCAAGGUGCACACCCUAAACAGCAGCCUCAGACCAGCUAGGGAGCCACAAGGCCGAGCAAUGAAUAGAGGAAUCAGAUUACAAAGGGAUGAAAGAGGAAAGAAAGGGAUAAAUAGAUGCUGGGUGUCCCUCAUCUUUUUUUGUUAUUUGCUGGUAGCUUAUCUGACUGUCCUGAAAGAACCACACCACUGUCACUCUGCAAACACAGGUGGAUCCAGAGAUGAAGAGAGAAUAAUAGAGGAGAUGAAUAGUGGAUGACGUUAAAUGAGAGAAGCCAAGUUAUAGAUUUUAUUCUAAGCGCAUAGCUGAAAUGGUAACACUUUUGUAAAACAGUAAAGUGUUUCUUUAAUCUAAAUCAAUGUUUUAUUUAUGUGCUAUACUGAAUCAAAGUGUUUGCCUUGAAUUCUUCGGCAUUAAUUUAAAUGUAGCAAGAGUUUGAACGCUUUCUCAUUCAGAUAGGGAGCGUGGCCUGAAGCGAGGGGGAUGAGUGGGGGUUUCGAGGGAAGAGGGGGCGCUACGGGAAGGAGUACAGGCCUGUCACUGCCUCUGACUGAUGGCUAUUUGAACAGGCAUAUUUACCCGAGCCCUUGUGAAAGGAGACGGAGGGACACUAACGGAGACGUGCAGGCACAGACAGGCAAUAAAAAGCUGGCCACUGUGUAAACAACAUGGCCUAGUCUGUUCGGCCGCUGCCAUGCCAACAGGGCAGCUUCCACUCUCCAGCCAAUCACAUGCCAGCUUUUUGACAAGUGGAA
Messenger RNA from Labeo rohita (rohu), 3052 nucleotides. Its product is annotated as glutamic acid-rich protein. The transcript has 11 exons. The coding region runs from base 31 to 2193 and encodes 720 amino acids. NCBI's taxonomy places the organism in Eukaryota, Metazoa, Chordata, Actinopteri, Cypriniformes, Cyprinidae. The record is from RefSeq and is a predicted model, not a curated record.